AUGACAGCUUUGAUUCUACGAUUCAUCAACCGCAUUUGUCCAAAUGGACAUAGGCAACAUCGAUACGGUUCGUUAUCAAUCGAAGAACUUGAACAAGCUACUCUGGCGCUUGCAAGUAUUGUCCAGAAAGAAGCUUUCCCAGUGGAUUUCCAUCGUUUGUCCGUUGGUCAAGAAUUACAUCGGAAGAGUAAGCUGAUUCCAUUCAAUGUUUUCCUCGACACUUCGAGGUUCACGGUACUUAGAGUUGGCGGAAGGAUCCGCCAUGCUGCACUGCCCGUUUGUCAGAAGCAUCCAAUCGUACUUCCAUUGGAUCAUCCAUUUACGCAUGCGUUGAUUCGUUCAUACAACGAGGAACUGAUUCACGCUCCACCACAAAUGCUUUUAAGUGCUCUCCGACGACGAUUCUGGGUAUUGCAUGGGCGCAGUGUCGUUCGCAAAAUAAUCCGUAGAUGUGUUAUUUGCUUCCGGGCGAAGCCGGUGUUGAUGCAACAAAAGAUGGGCGAUCUUCCGAGAUCUCGUUUGGAAGGAGUUUAUCCCUUUCUUAACAAGGGUGUGGACUUUUGCGCCCCAAUGUACAUCCGCCAGCACAACAAGCGAUCAACGGUUACAUACAAAGCAUACGUAGCACUUUUUGUAUGCUUUGCGACAAAGGUGAUUCAUAUGGAGUUAGUCGGCGAUUUGACUACAGAUGCCUUCAUUGCCGCACUUCAGCGCUUCGUUGCAAGGAGAGCAAAAAUAAGCCGGAAGGAGCUGCACGACCUGUUCCAAUCCCAGAAGAUGAAGGCACUACGGGAUGAUUGGUGCGAAAAAUCAGCCAUCGAGUGGCAUCCCAUUCCUCCACGCUCACCACAUUUCGGUGGUUUAUGGGAGGCUGGAGUCCGUUCAGCGAAGUACCAUCUGAAGCGCAUUACUGGAACGGCGAACAUGAACUUCGAGCAAUACACCACUGUACUUACUCACAUUGAAGCCAUUCUCAACUCGAGACCAAUAUCACCUAUAUCUGAGGACCCGAGCGACUUAAACCCGCUCACCCCUGACCACUUCCUGGUGGGACAUCCGUUGACUGACAUCGCCGAACCACUUUCUCCAUGA
Messenger RNA from Toxorhynchites rutilus septentrionalis, 1092 nucleotides. RefSeq lists its product as uncharacterized. Gene Ontology annotation, biological process: DNA integration. The record is from RefSeq and is a predicted model, not a curated record. The transcript is spliced from 2 exons. Lineage: Eukaryota; Metazoa; Arthropoda; Insecta; Diptera; Culicidae. Gene Ontology annotation, molecular function: nucleic acid binding. The coding region runs from base 1 to 1092 and encodes 363 amino acids.